Messenger RNA from Ectocarpus sp. CCAP 1310/34, 3555 nucleotides. The record is from the annotation of a GenBank genome assembly. NCBI's taxonomy places the organism in Eukaryota, Phaeophyceae, Ectocarpales, Ectocarpaceae.
GUCCCUGUCGCGAGCUCUAGACUCCAAGGGCGAGCCGAGUUACAGCACCCCGUGAAGUACGACUAAGUCUUCCUGCAUCCGGGCGCGUCUACAGUAGGGACUGUCCCCUCGAAGAAUCACGCAGGGAGGAGGCUGCUUGUCUCCCUGACCGCGGCAAUCAUGGUGGACGUGGCGGUAGUAGUUCUCCGUGUUUUGGCCGAGGUCCGUGAUGUGGCAGAAGACGUCAUGGAGAACGAUCGGCAAGCUUGCCGACUGCUCAAGAGAGCACUGGCCAUCGAGGCUCCGGUUCUCGCCGUCCAGAAUGGCACAAGCUUAACUUCGGCCGAUUCACUACGCCAGCUCUUAACGACCGUGGAGAAAAUCCGGAACUUUUUGGAGGAAUAUGCGCGAAUGACGAAAUUUAAUCGCGCCCUGAAUCGAAGAUCGAACGCUGCCGAAUUCAUGCGACUCGGCCUAAACCUCACCGAGGGGAUGCAAGCCCUUCACCUGGAAGUCGCCGUGGACGUGUGGGCGAAAGAAGACGCGUCGGACCGCCAAGAAGACAUCGAAAAUAUGUUGGACAUGAUGGAAACAGUGAAGCGCAACCAAACGGACAAACACGCAGAGGUUAUGAAUGUCUUGAAGGCACUCCGGAAGGAUGAACGGUCGGAGCUGGCAGGGUGGAUCGAAAUCGACUACGAGAAAGACCUGGAUUUCGACGGCAGCGCCCUGCUAGGUUGGGGGGGGUUUGGCGAAGUGCGCACGGCGAAGUGGAAGGGGGCGGACGUAGCGGUAAAGCAUCUCAUGGCGAGCGGCAUUCACCGCGACACUGUCCGCGACCUCAGAAAGGAGAUCCGCCUUCACUCCAGCCUCUCGUUCGACUUCGUGACCCCGCUAUACGCGGCUUCUACCAUCAUUCCCCACCUCUGCCUGGUCGUUGAGCUCGCUAGCGGCGGCUCGUUGCAACAAUACCUGCGCUCGGCGAGCGACCCUCUUGGACAUGCGCUGCAGGCGGCCUUCUUGUACGACGUUGCCAGAGGCAUGACGUUCUUGCACGACAAGGGUAUCCUGCAUCGAGACCUCAAAUCCGCGAACGUCCUCAUGUUCACCAAUGGCCGCCUCAAGAUAUGCGACUUCGGGUUGUCCAAGGUCAAGACCUACCUCUCGAGCAGGCCGACACGCGGGGCUGUCGGCACCACCCAAUGGAUGUCUCCGGAAGAGAUGAACGAGAGCCCUGCGAAUGAGCUGACGGAUGUGUACAGUUUUGGUGUCCUUUGCUUCGAGGUGGUCACCCGGACAGAGCCGUUCAAGGGAAGGAUACCUGCCCACGUGAUCAGGGCGGUGCUCUAUGAGAACGAGCGGCCUCAAAUUCCAGAAGGGGCGUCUGCUGCGCCCGAGGUUGUGCCUCUGAUGGAGCAAUGCUGGAGGCAAGACCCUGUGGAGCGCCCCGAGGGAUUUGGACCCGUAGUUCGGGCGCUGGCGAGCGUAGUGUCGCGUGAUGGAGACCCUCGCAAUCACAACGCAGCUACCGCAGAUCUUACCUCUUCACCAGGCGUGGGGGUUGACCUCCAGGCCCCUGCCAUGCCUUCCGCUGGCGGUGAUAUUGCCGGCCCUGAGCCGGAGUUGCCGUCAGUUGACGCGUCGUCUUGCUGCUGCUGGGGAUUCACGUUGGUCGCGGUCGCGCUCGCCAUCAACGCUAUCGCGGGCGCGGACCACUCGACGUUGGUCAUGUUCAUCCCGCAGUUUAUCAUGGCGGGCACCCUGCUGUGCUGCGCAAUCUGCUUCAUCUGCUGCAUGCGAGACGCUGAGGCCCCUUUGGUGGAUGCGAGCUUAACUUACCCUGAGGUCCCAUCCGUGGACGUGAAAAAGCCGCAGAAGAGCAAAUUCGGGCAGAAGAACCCACAGUUUAUGAAGGAGGGCAAGACGUCUACUCCGGAGAUUCCGGGGGUGGAUGCAUCGAUUGAUGUGCCAUCCAUAAGCGGAAACACCUCUGUGGAGGUGCCUGGUGUCUCGGUAGACACCCCGUCAAUCGACCCCUCCGUCGAUACGCCCUUCGUCACCGCCGACGCCUCUCUCCCCUCGGCAUCGGUAGACGUUCCCCCUGCAGAGGAGGACGCGUCGAUGCCGUCCGUGGGUGACCUGUCUGCUGAUGUCGGGGCCAAGGCGGGUGAGGUCUCGGCAGAUGUGGGAGCCAAGGUUGGCGAUGUGAAGGCAGACUUGGGUGCCAAGGUGGACGACAUCUCGGCCAAGGCUCCUGGAGUGAAAUCGGUGGAGGUGAGGAAGCCGAAGAAGGAUGUGCUCGGCGGCCUAUCCUUGAAGAAACCGUCGGGCAAGAUCAGCAUCGGGGUUCCGGAUAUGCCCGAGAUGCCCUCUUUGGAAGGAGGCGCCGGUGGUGAGCUGUCCCCCAGUGGUGUGAGCGUGACGGCGCCGGACGUGCAGGUGGAGGGCGGCGACACGUCGCUGACGGCUGGCCUGGCGGCCAGUGGUGUGGCGAUCGUGGGUGCGAUCGGCGCUGCGGUUGGCCUAUCGGGCGACAAGCCGGACGCUGAGGUUCCUUCUGGAGUCGUGCACGUCAGUCUUUCCAUCCCUGAAGCUUCGGUGGACAUCAGAAAGCCCAGGAAGGUUCUGUUUGGCGGCUUGCCCUUCAAGAAGCCUCCGCUCAUGGGGAGGACAAAAGGCAAGCACGAGAAAGUCCAACCUCUGUUUGAACGCUCCCUCGCCAUCCACGAGAAGUCUCUUGGUCCUGAUCACCCUCUUGUGGCGGCAGCGCUCCACAACCGGGGAAAGUUAUUGAUGCGCCAGGGCAAGUAUGAGGAAGCCGGACCUCUGCUGGAACGCUCCCUUGCCAUCUACGAGACGUCUCUUGGCACUGAUUCCCCUCAUGUGGCGACAGCGCUCGACGACCGGGCAAAGUUGUUGAAGCUGGGCAAGCAUGAGAAAGUCCAACCUCUGUUUGAACGCUCCCUCGCCAUCCACGAGAAGUCUCUUGGCCCUGAUCACCCUCUUGUGGCGGCAGCGCUCCACAACCGGGGAAAGUUAUUGAUGCGCCAGGGCAAGUAUGAGGAAGCCGGACCUCUGUUUGAGCGCUCCCUCACCAUCUACGAGAAGUCUCUUGGCCCUGAUCACCCUAAUGUGGCGGCAGCGCUCAACGAGGGAAAGUUAUUGAUGAGCCAGGGCAAGUAUGACGAGGCGGAGCCUCUGUACAGGCGCUCGCUGGCUAUCGACGAGGAAGUUCACGGUCGUAGCCACCCUGAAGUCGCUACAGACCUCAGCAACUGGGCGGGAUUGUUUGAGAAGCAGGGCAAAUAUGCCGAGGCAGACCCUCUGUACCUUCGAGCCAUUGAGAUUGGAGAGAAAACCCUGGGUCCUGACCACGCAGCUCUUGCCACACGCCUCAACAACAGGGCGCUGUUGUUGGGGAAGCAGGGCAAGUAUGAGGAAGCAGGACUCCUGUUGGAGCGCUCCCUCACUAUCUACGAGAAGUCUCUUGGCCCUGAUCACCCUGAAGUGGCAACAGCGCUGCGUAGCCGGGCGAAUUUGUUGAUGAUCCAAGUGAGAGGCAAGCGAUCCUUCUAG